GUCAGCGCCAAGGGACAACACAAUUGGGGAUAUUGUUUGCGAGUCAGCCAUUAUUUUGAUGCCUAUUCCCUCCCCAGAGCAACACAGUGCAGAACUCUCUAUUCCUCUCCUCUAUUCCUUCUUUUGUUUUUGCUUGUACAAAGUCGAGGUUUUUAUCGCGACCGUGUAACUCUAUCUCCCAGAAAGAAAUCGAGUCUACCGUUGCAACAUCAUGAACAACAAAGCGGGCGACGGCGUCUUCCGUUAUCGAGACGGCAUCGCCGUCGCCCAAGUCGUCUUUUUCUCCGCAGCGGUUCUUGCUGCUCUUCGUUUGCGCUGGACUCGUCGCAUCGGUUGGUUCUGUAUCGGAGUCCUCUCUAUCUUCCGCCUCGUGAGCGCAAGUUGCAUGCUACAGACCAUCCACCAUGACACCGAUAAUUAUUGGGCGGCAAUAUUUGUCUGCGAGUCACUCGGAGUGCUCUUGAUUAUAUUCUUGCUGCUGGAAAUGCUAGAGCGGAUAAACAAAGUUAUUCCGGUCAUUCACCGCUACUUAUUCGUCGUCCCCCAGGUCAUUACCUGGAUCGAUAUUGGCAUCUCCAUCGGCGGCUUCGUCGCCGUGAAGCAAAAAGAGCACAACCAGUUGCUCCCAACCCCUUACAGCCGUGCCGGAAUCGCCAUCCUCUUCGUCAUCUACCUCUGGCAAGUGGGGACCUUCGUGGCCUUUUGGCUGCGCCGAAAGGAUUUCCCGCUGCUGGAGCACCGGCUGUUGAUGAGCGUGGCCAUCUGCGUGCCGAUUCUGGCGAUUCGCAUUGUCUACUCGUUGGUUUUCAUCAUCACGGCGGACAUGACCUGGAACGCUGUCAAGGGUGAUUCGACGGCGUAUUUGAUGAUGACGAUGUUGCCGGAGGUGGCGAUUACGGCGAUAGCUACGGUAACGAUCUUUCAGAUUCCGCCGCUGGGGCAACAGCAGAAGAUGGAGUCGAAGAGGAUGGGCGACACUGAGAGUCACCGUGGGAGUCAGAAUAUUCCUCUCGUGUAGUAAUUUUUGAGAUACCGGGGUAUUCUGAGUGUGCACUGAUUAAGUGGACAUUUGCUCGGCCGUUUU
Aspergillus candidus is the source of this 1084-nucleotide messenger RNA. RefSeq lists its product as uncharacterized. The coding region runs from base 212 to 1018 and encodes 268 amino acids. Lineage: Eukaryota; Fungi; Ascomycota; Eurotiomycetes; Eurotiales; Aspergillaceae. The transcript is spliced from 2 exons. The record is from RefSeq and is a predicted model, not a curated record.